AUGUCAUGCAACAGCAACGAAGCCAAAGAAGACUCCCUGGGUACCUCCUGCCCAGCGGUGCCCGCGCCUCGGCGUUUGCCUCCACGGGAGAGCACUCAUGGGAGUGGGCUCCCCUCAUCCGCCCCUGUUCCUGUUGCACCUUCUAGUACAGAAGAAAUUGAUUGGAAUAACAGAGAUUGGGAUAAUAGUCCACCAGCACCUAAGUCUCCGGACUCUGUCAAUGAAGAAAAUGUUGCUAGCUUUGAAGAGAUCACUCUGGAAAUGCUUGCGUUGCAGAAUCACGAUCCGAUUCAAAUUUACUACGACGUGGUAUCAGGAGCAGACUUUUCUAGACUUGUUCGAGAGUUCAAAGAACGUAUCAAGUAUUUGAGCAGACUACGUGAUUUGUGA
Caenorhabditis remanei is the source of this 390-nucleotide messenger RNA. RefSeq lists its product as uncharacterized. Bases 1 to 390 code for a protein of 129 amino acids. The record is from RefSeq and is a predicted model, not a curated record. The transcript has a single exon. NCBI's taxonomy places the organism in Eukaryota, Metazoa, Nematoda, Chromadorea, Rhabditida, Rhabditidae.